This is a messenger RNA of Racocetra persica, 843 nucleotides long. Lineage: Eukaryota; Fungi; Glomeromycota; Glomeromycetes; Diversisporales; Gigasporaceae. The record is from the annotation of a GenBank genome assembly.
AAUAAAGGAAUUGGUUAUGCAGUCGUACGACAUCUUGCCCUGAACUAUGCUAGUUCAUCAUCAUAUCAGCCUCUUACACUUUUGUUAACAGCACGUAAUCCAACACUAGGUCAAAAUUCAACAAAUAAAUUACGUGAAGAAUUGAAGCCUAAUAUUUUAGUAGAUGAUGGUGGGAAAGUGGAUUUGAAAUUUUUGAAAUUGGAUAUAACCGAUGAACAAAGCAUUAAGGAAGCUAAAGAAGUUAUUGAGAAAGAUUACGGAGGGCUUGAUGUUUUAAUUAAUAAUGCGGGUAUUGCAUUCAAAGGAGAUAUAUUUGAUAUCAAUGUUGUUCGUACAACAUUAGGCACCAAUUUUUAUGGUACACUUAACGUAUUCAAUACUUUAUAUCCGCUUAUUAGACCAAAUGGUCGUAUUAUUAACGUUUCAAGUACAGCUGGAAAACCAAGUUUUUUGAGUAGUGCUUUGAGACAAGAAUUUUCUAAAGAGAAUCUAGAUAUGGAGGGAUUAAUUAAAUUAAUGAAGAGAUUUGAGAAUGCAGUAGAGACGGAUAUUCACUUACAGGAUGGAUGGCCCAUUCAAGCUUAUGUAGUGUCCAAAAUUGGAGUAUCAAAAAUGACACAAAUUUUGGCUCGUCGCGCUGAUAAGGAGGGUAAUAAUGUUAAAAUAUUUGCAUGUUGUCCUGGUUGGGUUAAAACAGAUAUGGCAGGUGACGCGGCAAAACUCACUCCUGACCAAGGUGCAGAAACACCAGUAUUUCUUGCUCUCGACGAAACAGUUGUGCCUAAAAGUCCAACUGGAACUUUUUGGUAUAGAAAGAAAAUUUUUGAAUGGUCAAAACUUUAA